This is a messenger RNA of Colletotrichum paranaense, 393 nucleotides long. RefSeq lists its product as uncharacterized. Bases 1 to 393 code for a protein of 130 amino acids. The transcript has a single exon. NCBI's taxonomy places the organism in Eukaryota, Fungi, Ascomycota, Sordariomycetes, Glomerellales, Glomerellaceae. The record is from RefSeq and is a predicted model, not a curated record.
AUGGCUUUCCGGUCCGUCCUCCACGAUUCCAUCCCAUCAACCGCCCCGUUCGACACCGAUCCAAGCUUCCAAGCCACAAACGGCCCCUUGCACUGGGCGGCAUACACGUGGUGGAGAAACCCGCCAACGGACAACUGUUUCCCUCAGAGACGCCUCUUUUUGUGCUAUCCGCUCUCUCUGACCCUCGUUCAGGAAGAGAAGAAGAAAACAUCAACGCCAAAAACCUCCCUUCAUCUCGUCAUUCUCGGCUCGGGACCGGCGCGGCGCCUUGGAGGGAUGCGCUUGUGUUGCACAUGUGGCGGACCUACCAGCUGGAUUUCAUUUUCGGGACCUCUCAAGCCACAGCGGACUUCUGUCAGCCAGCAAACAAGCGGCCUCUGGUAUUCCUACUGA